Messenger RNA from Hyla sarda, 1829 nucleotides. It is a transcript of the gene CYTL1, whose product is annotated as cytokine like 1. The record is from RefSeq and is a predicted model, not a curated record. Gene Ontology annotation, biological process: positive regulation of transcription by RNA polymerase II. The coding region runs from base 52 to 453 and encodes 133 amino acids. The transcript is spliced from 4 exons. Lineage: Eukaryota; Metazoa; Chordata; Amphibia; Anura; Hylidae.
GAUUUACUAACCUCGCCUAGAACCAUUAGGAGAUCUUUACUGACAGCAGUAAUGAAGCUUUUGCUGAGUUUCUUAGUAGUUGAUACAUUCUUCCUUUUUCUCACCUCCUCUUCUCCCCCGACAUGCUAUUCCAGGGUUGUAACUUUGAGCCAGGAAAUCACUGAGUCUUUUCUAAUGUUACAGAGGAUUUUGCCAGCUGGGCGGUGUAAAGAGUCCCUACCUACACCUUAUCUGGACAUACAUAAUUCUUGUGUUAUGACAAAGCUGCGCUCAUUUAUCUCCGCGCCUAACUGUGGAAGGUUUCCAAGAGUGACUGCCUUAAAGAAGAAAGUGAGAAAUUUAUAUACCAUCAUGAACUCAGUCUGCAAACGGGACUUGGUCUUCUUCAUUCACGACUGUGAUGCUCUUGAACGUCCAUCGUCUACGACUCCCACCCCAUUUGAUGCAAGAUAAAGCUUGAAGCUCUAUACCUCUGUAUGGCUGUAGUCUGGAGACGAUAUAAUACAGUCCGAACCUUUAGGACAAUAAGUUGUGUGUAAUUCGUGUACUACAAUAAUUUGGUUUAUCCAGGUGUAGGCUUCCAUGUGUAAUCCACCAAAAAUGGUCUUCACAACAGUUCUUAUUGUUAGUCACAUUAUUAAUGGGGGCUAUCUAGUAGCAGCGCCACCCUUAUCCAGGUCUGUGUCUGGCAUUGUUUUGGACGCGUUCCAAGUGACCGCUCUAAGUUGAUGUACUGCUCCAAAUUAGAUAAGAUACGUGCACGGAAAAAAAACGCUGACUCUCAUUGAGUCAAAGCAGUUCUCUGAUUUAUUGUAUAGCAUACACACAAGAUAUAUAUUUCAGUAGGGCGUAGCACAUUGUAUAAGCAUUCUGAUUGGUUAGCAGACUACUUUACAUAAGCAUUGCAUUAUAUUCUCUCUGUGCCAAAAGGAGAUGGUCACACAGGGUAUAAUACAGGAUAUAACCUCCAUUUUAGAAGAAUGAUCUUCAUUUUACAUUUCCUAAAAUGGACAGUUCCUAAAAUGGACAGCAGAGGUCAGCAGAGAGCACUGUGGUCAUUACAUCAGAGAAAUAUAAAAAGAAAAGCAUUUCCUCUGUAGUAUAUAGCCCCUAAAAAGUACUGGAAGGAUUAAGAUUUUUUUAAUAGAAGUAAUUUACAAAUCUGUUUAACUUUCUGCCACCAGUUGAUUUAAAAAAAAAUAAAAAAAUAAGUUUUCCACGGGAGUACCCCUUAAAUUAUUGGAAAAUGUUGAUAAUGUUUUUUUUUUCAUGGCCACUACACCUGCAGUCACAUUCAACCCCCGGACAAGUUUUAUUUAUACAGUUAUUGCUUGUAUGAGUGCUCGUAAUCAAGGAAUAUUAUGUGAGAUGCUUCCGCUAAAAUUUGGCAGCAAAAUCUGCAAUUUUGACACCAAAGUUGCCAAUUUCGGUGCCAAACUUCGCAAUUUUGGUGCUGAAAAAGAAUAUGUUGAAAAAAUAAAUAUGGCGGCAAGAAAAGCAGUUGUUGCAAAACUCCAAUUCCCAGCAACUGCAUGCUGAGAGUUGUAGUUUUGAAACAGCUGUAGUCGCCCUGGUUGGGAAACAAUGCUCUAAAAAAUAUGGGGUCUUGCCUGUUAUUGUACCCCCUAUAGCCCAGUUUUCCUCUUCGCUAAUAUGGUAGAACUUCUUAUUCUUAUUUAUACAUUUUAAUAUGUUAUACGGUAUAUAACUUAGAGGUCUCAUAGGCACAUAUAUCUAUAUCAGUAUAGAGUUGCUGUAUUUUGUUAUAUUUUAACUGAUUUUCUUUUCUUUUAUUGUAAGAAAAAAUAAAAUAAAUAAACAAGAAAAAC